AUGGUUCAAAAGCCAAAGACUGGUGAGGCUAGCCCAUCACAGCAUCCACCAAAGCAGUGGCUCAAGCGCAGCAGAGCAUUCUUCGAUGUACCUAAUCCGAAAAUCUUCACAAUCUUUCUCAUAAGUAGCUUUGCCACGUUUACCUCAGGCGUUGCUUUUGUUUUUGAAUGGAUAUUUCAUGGCAAGAACCAUACCGGAUUCCAAUGGAUCAUUUACUACGGUUUGGCCCUAAUCUUUCUUCCUAUUCUCAUCUUGCUCGGUCUUGGUAUCGUCAUUGCUGUUACAACCAGACAUGAGUCAAGGCAGGUUGCUAGCUCGGUCGUGGAAGAAGAAGUAAAUGUUGGUGAUUCUGCCGGUAAGGGUGGCAAUGAAGAAAAUGAUUAUGAUAAAAACUGUCAGAGUUUGGCUGUUGUGGUUGCUGAAGAUGAUAAAAAUCGCAGUGGGAGGACACUGGAGCAUAAAGCCUCGAAACUAAAACGCGCCGUUUCGUUCCCAUUGCAUAGUCAAGUUAGAUCAUGCCGAACUAGGUGAGUGUUCUAGUCAUCAUGGAUCCAUCCAUUCUCCAAAGGUAAAAUGUUUUCGUUAGUUUCGAUGAGAUUUAUCCGCGCUUCUGGUAACCUUCAUUUAUGUAAUGCGAG
Messenger RNA from Eruca vesicaria subsp. sativa (arugula), 638 nucleotides. The record is from the annotation of a GenBank genome assembly. NCBI's taxonomy places the organism in Eukaryota, Viridiplantae, Streptophyta, Magnoliopsida, Brassicales, Brassicaceae.